Leptonychotes weddellii (Weddell seal) is the source of this 3875-nucleotide messenger RNA. RefSeq names its product oxoglutarate dehydrogenase L (gene OGDHL). Gene Ontology annotation, cellular component: mitochondrion; oxoglutarate dehydrogenase complex. NCBI's taxonomy places the organism in Eukaryota, Metazoa, Chordata, Mammalia, Carnivora, Phocidae. The record is from RefSeq and is a predicted model, not a curated record. Gene Ontology annotation, molecular function: thiamine pyrophosphate binding; oxoglutarate dehydrogenase (succinyl-transferring) activity. Gene Ontology annotation, biological process: tricarboxylic acid cycle.
GGCUGGGCAAGUCGCGCACCCACUGCGCCCAGCCCCUGACGCGGCUUCCAGGACUGCGCUGCUGCGCGGACCCGCCGGCCCGGUGAGCGCGGCGGCCCCGCCACUCCGGGUCCAUGCACCUCCUCUUCUCCUGCCGUCUCGGAUUUCCUGCUGGUUUCCCGGAGGAGCCUACUUUCCCUCCCUUGAGAAGACCACCCCCUUCUCUUUGCCUCAUAAUGAGUCAGCUGAGACUGCUGCCCUCCCGGCUUGGGGCACAGGCCUCAAGGCUCCUGGCCCCCCACGAUGUCCACAUGUUCAACUGGCGCAGCAGGUCCUCUGGGCCACCGGCCACCUUCCCAAGCGGCAAACGUGGAGGCAGCUCCAGUUACAUGGAGGAGAUGUACUUCGCCUGGUUGGAAAAUCCCCAGAGCGUCCACAAGUCCUGGGACAGCUUCUUCCGAAAAGCCAGUGAGGAAGGUGCCUGUGACCCGGCUCAGCCACGGUUCCCAGAGAGCAGGCCAGCAGUCUCGAGUCGGACCGACACCAGCAAGCUGGUAGAGGACCACCUGGCUGUGCAGUCCCUGAUCCGGGCCUACCAGAUCCGGGGCCACCAUGUGGCCCAGCUGGACCCCCUGGGCAUUCUGGACGCAGACCUGGACUCCUUUGUGCCCUCAGACUUAAUCACAACCAUCGAUAAAUUGGCUUUCUAUGACCUGCGGGAGGCUGACCUAGAUAAGGAGUUCCAGCUGCCCACGACCACCUUCAUCGGGGGGUCUGAACAUACCCUCUCUCUGCGGGAGAUCAUUCGGCGCCUGGAGAGCACCUACUGCCAGCACAUCGGCCUGGAGUUCAUGUUCAUCAAUGACGUGGAGCAGUGCCAGUGGGUCCGGCAGAAGUUCGAGACACCUGGCGUGAUGCAGUUCUCCAGUGAGGAGAAGCGGACCCUGCUGGCCCGGCUGGUGCGCUCCAUGAGAUUUGAAGACUUCCUGGCCCGGAAGUGGUCCUCUGAGAAGCGAUUUGGCCUGGAGGGCUGUGAGGUCAUGAUUCCCGCCCUCAAGACCAUAAUCGACAAAUCCAGUGAGAUGGGGAUCGAGAAUGUCAUCCUGGGGAUGCCACACAGGGGCAGGCUGAAUGUGCUGGCCAACGUGAUCCGCAAGGACCUGGAGCAGAUAUUCUGCCAGUUUGACCCCAAGCUGGAGGCGGCAGACGAGGGCUCUGGAGACGUCAAAUAUCACCUCGGCAUGUACCAUGAGAGGAUCAACCGGGUCACCAACAGAAAUAUCACUUUGUCCCUCGUGGCCAACCCCUCCCACCUAGAAGCCGUGGACCCUGUGGUGCAGGGAAAGACGAAGGCAGAACAGUUCUACCGAGGGGAUGCCCAGGGCAAGAAGGUCAUGUCCAUCCUGGUUCAUGGGGAUGCUGCCUUCGCUGGCCAAGGUGUGGUGUAUGAGACCUUCCACCUGAGUGACCUGCCCUCUUACACCACCAAUGGUACUGUGCAUGUGGUUGUCAACAACCAGAUUGGCUUCACCACAGACCCCCGCAUGGCCCGCUCCUCACCGUACCCCACCGAUGUGGCCCGUGUGGUCAACGCACCUAUCUUCCACGUGAACGCGGAUGACCCAGAGGCCGUGAUAUACGUGUGCAGUGUGGCAGCCGAGUGGAGGAACACAUUCAAUAAAGAUGUGGUGGUGGACUUGGUCUGUUACCGCCGGCGUGGCCACAACGAGAUGGACGAGCCCAUGUUCACGCAGCCGCUCAUGUACAAGCAGAUUCACAGACAGGUGCCUGUGCUGAAGAAGUACGCGGACAAGCUCAUUGCUGAGGGCACAGUCACCCUGCAAGAGUUCGAGGAAGAAAUCGCCAAAUAUGACAGGAUCUGUGAGGAGGCAUAUGGCAGGUCCAAGGAUAAAAAGAUCCUGCAUAUAAAGCACUGGCUGGACUCCCCCUGGCCUGGCUUCUUCAAUGUGGAUGGGGAGCCCAAGAGCAUGACAUGCCCAGCCACGGGCAUUCCCGAGGACGUGCUGACCCACAUUGGCGAAGUGGCUAGCUCCGUGCCUGUGGAGGACUUUAAGAUCCACAGUGGCCUCUCUCGAAUCCUGCGGGGCCGUGCGGACAUGACCAAGACACGGACGGUGGACUGGGCACUGGCGGAGUACAUGGCCUUCGGCUCCUUGCUCAAGGAGGGCAUCCACGUGCGGCUCAGUGGGCAGGAUGUGGAGAGGGGCACGUUCAGUCACCGGCACCACGUUCUCCAUGACCAGGAAGUUGACCGGAGGACGUGUGUCCCCAUGAACCACCUUUGGCCUGACCAGGCCCCCUACACUGUGUGCAACAGCUCCCUCUCAGAGUAUGGAGUCCUGGGCUUUGAGUUGGGCUAUGCCAUGGCCAGCCCCAAUGCCCUGGUCCUCUGGGAGGCUCAGUUUGGUGACUUCCACAACAUGGCCCAGUGCAUCAUCGACCAGUUCAUCAGCACCGGCCAGGCCAAGUGGGUGCGGCACAACGGCAUCGUCCUUCUGCUGCCCCACGGCAUGGAGGGCAUGGGCCCAGAACACUCCUCAGCAAGGCCUGAGAGGUUCCUGCAGAUGAGCAAUGAUGACUCCGAUGCAUACCCCGUGUUCACGGAGGACUUUGAAGUGAGCCAGCUCUACGACUGCAACUGGAUUGUCGUCAACUGCUCCACACCAGCCAGCUAUUUCCACGUGCUGCGCCGCCAGGUCCUGCUGCCCUUCCGGAAGCCGCUGAUCAUCUUCACACCCAAAUCUCUGCUGAGGCACCCAGAGGCCAAGUCCAGCUUCGACCAAAUGGUAUCUGGGACCAGCUUCCAGCGGGUGAUUCCUGAGGAUGGGGCUGCGACGCAGGCUCCUGAGCGGGUACGGCGGCUAAUCUUCUGCACCGGAAAAGUGUACUAUGACCUGGUGAAGGAGCGGAGCAGCCAGGGCCUGGAGGAGCAAGUGGCCAUCACCCGCCUGGAACAGAUCUCUCCAUUCCCCUUCGACUUGAUCAAGCAAGAGGCAGAGAAGUACCCAGGCGCAGAGCUGGUGUGGUGUCAGGAAGAGCACAAGAACAUGGGCUACUAUGACUACAUCAGCCCACGCUUCAUGACCAUCCUGAGCCGGGCGCGGCCCAUAUGGUAUGUUGGCCGUGACCCAGCGGCUGCACCAGCCACAGGAAACAGGAACACACACCUGGUUUCUCUGAAGAAGUUUCUGGAUUCUGCCUUUAAUCUCCAGGCCUUUGAGGGCAAGACAUUUUAGAGCUGGCAAGGCCUGGCUGGGUCUUGAUGUGGGACUGGCUGGGGACAUGGGGGCUGGCAAGGGGAGGGAUGGAUAGUGCUCCUGCCCAAGAGAGGGGCUGUCUAGAGCUCCAGGAUAAAACAAUACUCAUAAAAGGAAUUAAGACCAAAGAAUAGGCACUGCUGGCUUCGGUAUUAGGCCACCUUGGGCAAUCGUGUUUAUGUCACAGUCUAUUAGGACUGAGCAAGCCAGAGGGGUCUGAUAGAUGGGCUGUAAUCCGGGAGUAUUUCCCCACUGGCCCUGGUCUUUCUGAAAUUUUUGUUGGGCUUCUUCAUCUGUGCUGUUCAUGUCUCUGUGGACAACCACGAGGGAGCCCAUGUCUUUGGUCCCUCUCUCCCAUCCUGGCAGAUCUGGCUGCUGCUUACCCCGUCCUUGUUCAUCUGUAGAUUCAAGGAAUGUUCCCUUUUGUGCUCUUAGAAAUAAAGAUUUUAGCAAUAACAACUAGGUGAAGCAAAACCCUGCCAGGUGAUUUAUAUGUGCUCUGUUUUAUGGGGCGUGUCAUAAUGAGAUAUGUCAGCUUCUGUGUGAAAUAUAGCCGCAGCUCAUGUGUACCAAAGUAGAAAACCAAAUAACAGAGAAAUAAAAAAAUGCUUAAGAGAG